GGAAAUGUAAUAACAAAUAACUUUCAUUGUUAUAACCAACAAAACAUUAUCGGUAGCUCAGUGGUGAAACAACAGUUGUGCGUUUUGCGGAGGUCUCACGUUCGAUUCUUUUCCCCUUCUUUUUUUCCCUCUUCAUCAUCGGAACCCUAAUUAUCAGGUCUUCCGAUCAAAUUAUACCGGAGUUUUCUUCACGCCGGUAAAGCUUCCUUCGUCUGUUCUUCUUAACAUCUUCAACUUUUCGCAUUCGUCAUGGAUUCAGAUAAACCCUCUUCCACCGGUCGAAAGCAUAGAUUUAAUCCAAAACCUCGAUCACGAGGAAAGACUAAAGCCGCUACUGCGUCUAAAACAGAAAUGGCUGAUGAUAAUGAUGAUUCCGAAGUCCAGCGACAACAGGUGUUGCAGCAUUUUAAUGAACUUGGCAAACAUCGACGGUCUAAAGUUGUGGAUAAAGUUCAAGCCACAUUCAUUCAUGGAGGAGAGCAAACUGUUAGCAUCAGAGGAUCUGAUUGCCCUCAAGAUGUAGGUCUCGAGCAUAACAGAGAAUCAGAUUUGAUGGACUUGGAUGACAGUACUGAGCCAUCUAAAGAUUCUUCAAUAUCUGCAGCUGGACCAAGUUUGGCAAAUAAGAGUUCAGAAGAUGAUUCAAAGGAGUACGGAAAACCUCGGAGGACUGAUACAUAUCAUCCCACCAUACUUCCUUGGAGGAGACCAAACUCUGGUGAUCCAGACAUUCUUGACGAGGCCGAAUUUGGGGAAGCCGCAACGAAAUAUGAUGAGAACGCAAUAAAUCCUGCCUCUGAACUUGGAUUGCUGAACCCAGAUGACACAAGUGAGAAAAUCAGGCUGCUGCUUCUUAAACUUCCUAAAUCUCUCCCUUCAAUUAAGCGGUCUGCUACUGCUGAGGGGGAACAAAUACAACAAGGCUAUAGUUUGAAAGAUUUGCCUCCAGGACACAUGGGGAAGAUGUGUGUUUACAAGAGUGGAGCUGUCAAACUUAAACUAGGAGAAACCCAAUUUGAUGUUUCACCUGGAACAACUAUUUCUGAUGCCGAAGAAGUAGUGGCAGUCAAUGCUGAAAAGAAGGAAUUCUUAUCUCUUGGGGACCUUGAUAAACGAAUGAUCAUAACCCCUGACGUAGACGACAUCUUGGAUAAUGAGGACCUCGGCUAGACAGAAAAGCAUCUGAUGCCUAUGAAGAACAGCAACAGUAUAGACUAUAGAGUACAUCUUGUAAUUUUGUAAGUAUGUAGGGACUAAGGAAGGAGUGCAGGUUCCUUGACUAAUUUAAAACUUCAAGCAUCAAAUUAGUUUUCGAUUGUUCAAAAACUGAAAAUAUUGAUUUUGUCA
Messenger RNA from Beta vulgaris subsp. vulgaris (sugar beet), 1347 nucleotides. RefSeq lists its product as uncharacterized. Lineage: Eukaryota; Viridiplantae; Streptophyta; Magnoliopsida; Caryophyllales; Amaranthaceae. The transcript is spliced from 9 exons. Gene Ontology annotation, cellular component: RNA polymerase III complex. The record is from RefSeq and is a predicted model, not a curated record. Gene Ontology annotation, molecular function: DNA binding. Gene Ontology annotation, biological process: transcription by RNA polymerase III. Bases 250 to 1170 code for a protein of 306 amino acids.